GUGCGUAUGCAGAUAAAAUUUGGGAAACUUAUGACAGUAUCUGGUUGUUCAAAACUCAACGUCAGAGGGAAGUUGCAGCGUUGUGUUAGAAGUGAAAACUACCAACAUGUCACAAGAGGCUUGGGCCAUCCCAGUGGUGAUAGGAGUAGGAGUAGUAGCUGUCACAGCUAUCCUGGCUAAGAUUUUCCUGUUUGGGAAGAAGAAGAAACCCCUGGUGACCCUAGAGGAUCCCAACACCAAGUACUCGCUCAAACUUAUCGACAAGGAGGAAGUUAGUCAUGACACCAGAAGAUUCCGUUUUGCCCUGCCAAGCACCGGACACAUCCUCGGACUUCCUGUUGGCCAGCACAUUUAUUUGACUGCUCGCAUUGAUGGUCAGCUGAUCAUUCGGCCCUACACGCCUGUGUCCAGUGACGAUGACAAGGGUUGUAUGGACCUGGUCAUCAAGGUGUACUUUAAGAACGUACACCCCAAGUUCCCGGAGGGCGGUAAGAUGAGUCAGUACCUGGAGGCCAUGUCUGUUGGGGAUUACAUCGACGUGCGUGGACCCAACGGUCUCCUGAAGUACACUGGCCCAGGAGAGUUCAGUAUCCGCCCUGACAAGAAGACACAGCCGGACACCUACACUGCCAAGAAAUUGGGGAUGAUCGCUGGCGGUACAGGCAUUACUCCCAUGUUACAGCUCAUCCGACAGGUAUUCAAGGAUCCCAAGGACAAGACUGAGCUGUCUCUGCUCUUUGCUAACCAGACCGAGGAUGACAUCCUACUUAGAAAUGAACUUGAAGACAUCGCAGCGGAACACCCAACACGCUUCCACCUCUGGUACACCCUCGACAGGCCAAGCGAAGAUUGGACCUACAGUAAGGGGUUCGUGAGCGCUGACAUGAUCAAAGACCACCUUCCUGGCCCCGGAGACAGCACAAUGAUCAUCAUGUGUGGACCCCCGCCUAUGAUCAACUUUGCCUGUAUUCCCAAUCUGGAAAAGCUUGGUUACAGCCCUGAAAUGAGAUUUGCAUAUUAGAACAAAGUUCAAACUACAGCCAGCUGGCUGAAGUAGUACUAGUGUGCACCAAAAUAUUGUCACCUUGUGAGCCCAGACUUACCACUAACAAUGGACGCGAGUCCAUUCUAGAGUGGGCAUUGAUUUUAGCACAAAUGUUCAAAUGUAUAACCCAAUUAUUCUACGAUGAUAUCAGAAAUACCUGCAUGAAAAGAAAUUUGUUUUCAAGACUUGAAAAGAUCCAAGGUAAAAAAAAAUGGCCUCCUUGAAAUGAAAUGUAUGGUAAGAAUGUUUUGAAAGGACUUUUUCUCUGGUAUAGAAUUUUGAACUCAUCUGGAGAGACGGGCGUUUGUUAUAAAUUUCUUAAAGAAGAGCCAAUGAUAUGAUCCAAGAUGCAAGUUUAGCGUUCUUGUGAUCAAGGCAUAAGACCACUUGACAGGUUCAAGUUGCUGUAUUAUUGUUAUAUGUUAUAUUAAUGCUUUAAAAUGAAAGUGCUGUUAUGCAAGAGAAGUGGUCAUAUUAAAAUGAAAGUGCUGUUAUGCAAGAGAAGUGGUCAUAUCUUUAACUCUCUGAACGUUUUUGUGCAAAGAGACGUUUAUAUUGUUUAAGGCAAGAGAUACAGUGUUCAAGGUGCAAGCUAAAUGAAUGUAUCGAAACUAAGAGCAAUAUUUAUUAUAAAACAUGUAGUAUAUUUUGACUAUUUCCUACUUAAAUAUUUUAUAAUCUAUAAUUAUCUAUAGGAAUAUCAUUUUUUUUACACUCACAUUAUAAUCAUGAAGUUACAAUGUACAUUAAUUUUGGGCAAAACUGGAGAAAGUUGUUUCUUUUUCUUUUUAUAUGAUACAUCAAGUGUGUCGGGUUUUCAGUGAAGUUUUAUUGUGUACUUUGAAAUUUGGAAGUUUGUUGCUUUCACCUAAGAGUUACUGUAAUAGUAAGUUUUCAGAGAGUUAGCUUUUAAAAAGUCUUAGAAGAAAACACUAGUUUUUGCUGUUGUCAAAUACAUGUACCAUUUACUUUAAAAUGAUCAAUUGAUCUUCAGCCCAUUUUAUUUUGGCCUUUAGACAAGUACCUUGAAAAAAGCAAAUAAAAUAUGUACAUUUCUUAGAGUGAAAAAAAACUUACGGGUGGAUUCAUAACAGGGUGAAUGUAUAUUGAAAGAAACAAGAGCGAUAAGCUUAGCAGUUGUAUAGAGUUUUAUUUGCCGAAACAUAAAAUUGUAUUUUGUAAAGACCUGCUUGAAGAUGGAUAAUUUUGUAUUAUUUAUUCAUUGGUGAUAAUUUCAAAUCAUAGAAUUGGUUGGUUUUUUUUUGACAAUUUGGUACACAUUUUUAAAAGAACACAUGAAAAAUCACUGAACAUUUCUUACAAGAUCGGUACAUUUGAAUAAAUCUAGAAUCUGAGCAAGUCAUGUUUUUUUUUUGUCAAGUAAUUAAGAAAUGGAUAGUUUUAAUAAACUUUUUACGGAGGUAAUAAAGCUGUAUAUUUGUAAGUCACAUAUCAUUUUUGCUGCUAAUUCGUGGUGUUGUUUUUGUAUUGGCUACCAGUUAUAAGCAUAUAAUUUUUUUCCUUGUAUUCCAAGUAAAAAGGUAAACAUUUUAUAUAUUGGUUAAUAUUACAGAAGAAAUCUGAAUUUACAACAGGUUGAGAGAAAAAGCAUAUUAAGAUACACAUUGUUUUGUAUCUCUUAAUAACGUAUGUUGAUAUAAUUAUUUUAGAAAACACCUUAGUUUAAGCAAUGUCAUAUAUGCAUAGCGUUGAUUUUUUUAUAUCUUUUUGAGCAAACAAUUCCAGUUUAUGCCUAUAUUUAGCGUUAAAACUUCAACAAUGUUGCAUUUUUCAUUUAGACAUUCUUUUACGCAAACCUCCUGUUAUUUAUUUCACUAACUGUUGGUUGAAGGGGUGAUAUUUACACUUACUGUUGCUGUAUAUUAGAGGUGCAUCACUGUUCCGUGUGUGUGUGGAGAGGGUUUGAAGGGAUGAGAACGAUUCCUGUGACAGACUGCACAUAUUGUACUAGAUCAUAUUACUGUUUCUAUACUGUAAAUUAACAUGAAUAAACACUUGCCUUGCUUAUAUA
This is a messenger RNA of Mizuhopecten yessoensis (Yesso scallop), 3077 nucleotides long. RefSeq names its product NADH-cytochrome b5 reductase 3-like. Lineage: Eukaryota; Metazoa; Mollusca; Bivalvia; Pectinida; Pectinidae. Gene Ontology annotation, molecular function: FAD binding; oxidoreductase activity. Bases 107 to 1021 code for a protein of 304 amino acids. Gene Ontology annotation, cellular component: mitochondrion. The transcript is spliced from 8 exons. The record is from RefSeq and is a predicted model, not a curated record.